GUGCAUGCAACCUUUGCACAACCACCGCCUCCGUGUGCCACCACCAUGGAUGGCGAAGCCGGCCAGGGUUCAGAGACGAGUGUGUAUGCAGCGCUGGCGGAGCGGUGCCGGAGUCUGGAGGCGAGCCUGGCGAGCCUCCAGCAACAGUUCGAUGUGCUGUUGCGAGAACAGAGUAGUACGAGCUGUCAGGACUCCGGACAAGAGGUGGCGUCGGAUUCCGGUGACUUGACGUCAUAUCCCGGCUGGGGUUACGUCCCCGGAGCAUUCUUUCACGGGAGUCCGUACAAGAACGUAUUAGAAUACAUGGGGAAUGCAGUUCACGUUAGCAGACCUGCUACUGAUGAGAUCAUCUACUGGAACAGAUCUGCUGAAAAACUGUACGGAUAUAAAGAUGAUGAAGCAAUUGGAAAGAGUGGCACAGAACUGCUUAUUGACAGAGAGCAUCAGGAAUGGGUUGCAUCCAUAUCGAGGUCAGGGAAGCCAUGGUCGGGGCAAAUACCCUGCAAGAAAAGGUCUGGUCAGAGCUUCAUGGCAAUGGUGACCAAGAAUCCAUUGUAUGAGGAUGAAGAGCUUGUAGGUGUCAUCACUGUUUCAAGUGAUGCAGCUUUAUUCAAUAGCAUAAGAUUGAGAAAUAAUCUUAGAUCAUAUGAUAAUGGCCAAGCUGGGAUAAUAAGGACAAUAUAUCCAAAAAGGUUCCAAUGGCGUCCAUGCCCCUUUAUUGCACCUUCUGUAUCCAAUCUGGCCACCAAAGUUUUUUCAAUGAAACAUGGAGAUGAAGCAUGCAGCAAUGAACCUGCAGCAAAGGUUUUGUCAAAGCUGAAUAUUGCAGGAAUGGUAAAACUGGGGAAGAACAAGUUUGGAAAGAAUAAUCAGCCAAAUGGUUGCAGUUCAGCAUCCAUUGAAGUAGAUGAGAUAUGUUCUCCAGAGACUUCACAGGCUGUUAAUAAUGGAAAUACACAGGGAGAAACUGAGCCAGAGCCAAAUAGGAUUAUUGCAAAAUAUGAAAUUAAUUGGGAAGAUAUAAGAUUGAAGGAGGAAAUUGGGCAAGGUUCAUUCGCCAAUGUGUAUCGUGGAAUCUGGAAUGGAUCAGAUGUUGCUGUUAAGGUUUAUUUUGGAAACGAAUACAGCGAGAGGACCUUGCUUGACUACAAGAAAGAGAUUGACAUAAUGAAAAGACUUAGACAUCCAAAUGUACUGCUGUUUAUGGGGGCGGUUUCUUCACAAGAGAAACUAGCCCUUAUAACUGAAUACUUGCCCAGGGGAAGUCUGUUUAAAACGCUUCACAAGAGCAGCCAACAAUUGGAUACUAGACGGCGUUUAAGGAUGGCCCUGGACGUGGCUAGAGGUAUGAAUUAUUUGCACUGUAGGAAUCCGCCCAUAGUACAUAGAGACCUGAAAUCUUCGAAUUUACUGGUUGAUAAGAGCUGGACAGUGAAGGUUGGGGAUUUUGGGCUUUCAAGACUGAAAUAUGCAACACUUCUAACAGCCAAAUCUGGGGGAGGAACUCCCCAGUGGAUGGCUCCUGAAGUCCUUCGCAAUGAACCUUCAACUGAAAAGUCGGAUGUGUUCAGUUUUGGUGUGAUUUUGUGGGAAUUGAUGACAGAAUUGAUACCUUGGAGCGACCUCAAUUCCUUACAGGUGGUGGGAGUUGUUGGGUUCAUGGACCGCAGACUGGAGCUUCCAGAAAACAUUGAUCCUAGGGUGUCUUCCAUCAUUCUCGAUUGCUGGCAAAGCAACCCAGAAGAUCGGCCUUCGUUUCACAACAUCAUUCUGAGGGUGGUGGAUGCGAUUCAGCAGGCAUGUGGCAGGAUUGGAAGAACUAACUCAGAUCCUUGAUCUUUUUUUUUUUUUUUUUUUUUUAAUACAUACACAAGAAACACAGACAAGGCGGCAUGGGACAACAACCUAGUAUUUGUACUUAUGUUGUUGCCUCAUGCCUGCCUUUCUAACUAAGAAUUAAGAAACUCACAAAACCAAUGGCUGUCAAGCUAAGCUGCCAUUUUAAUUUGUGUCUUUGUUAGUAUUUCUUUAGCUAGGUUACAAUGUAAUCUGAUCUGGUCUUUAAUUUUCCAGGCACCAAUGCCCGCAGCCCAAAGUUAUAAUCCAAUCAGAAAACCAUACUGAUUAUAUUACAAUAUAAUGCAAUUGAAUUUUCUGCAA
This is a messenger RNA of Ipomoea nil (Japanese morning glory), 2160 nucleotides long. RefSeq names its product serine/threonine-protein kinase EDR1. Gene Ontology annotation, molecular function: ATP binding; protein kinase activity. The transcript has 14 exons. Gene Ontology annotation, biological process: protein phosphorylation. Lineage: Eukaryota; Viridiplantae; Streptophyta; Magnoliopsida; Solanales; Convolvulaceae. Bases 46 to 1836 code for a protein of 596 amino acids. The record is from RefSeq and is a predicted model, not a curated record.